Molecule: messenger RNA, 2015 nt
Organism: Daucus carota subsp. sativus
Lineage: Eukaryota; Viridiplantae; Streptophyta; Magnoliopsida; Apiales; Apiaceae
Product: inorganic phosphate transporter 2-1, chloroplastic
Exons: 3
Coding region: 197-1939 (580 amino acids)
Biological process (GO): phosphate ion transmembrane transport
Cellular component (GO): membrane
Molecular function (GO): phosphate transmembrane transporter activity
Source: RefSeq, a predicted model, not a curated record
CACCACUCAUUUAGAUAGCAUGCAUCCAAAUCCAUAUUCUCCUUUCUACCAAAAAAAAAUUGAAAAAACAAUCUAGCAAUGUGAAAAAAGCCAAGAUACAUUCUUCCUCUAAGUUCCAUGGCCAAGAAUCUAUCAGAAUAAUCAUACAUUCCAUUUUUCAGACUCAAGUUAUCAGUUUAUCCUGCUGUGGAUAGUCAUGACUUCUUCUUACUGCCUUUCUUCGACUCGAAACACUGUCAAGCCAAGAGCUUUCUUGAUCCACAGCUCUCAUUUUGAUCAGUCCAAGUACAGACCACCGUUCUUUUCUCUGAGUCUGAAAAAAGAUCAUAAAAAGUUAUUGUCUUCAAGACUCUAUUUCCCUACUUUGAGUGCAGAGAAUUAUGAUCUUACGCGGCCUUUUGCUUCUUUAUCAUCUUUUGCUGAAGCUGAUGGGGAGGAAAACAGUGAAAAGAUCCAUGCUUUGAGUGAACAUCAAGAAAAUGAGAAACAGCAAGAGGAAUUGCAAGGGAUGGCACAGGCCUUUAACAUACCUUCUAGUACAGCUACUGCUAUUUCGAUAUGCAUAGCUCUGGCAGCUCUUUGCUUCCCAUAUUUUAUGAACUCUUUAGGGCAGGGGAUGAGUUUGAAGACGAAGCUUUUGUCGUAUGGGACUUUGUUGUUUGGAUUUUAUAUGGCUUGGAAUAUUGGAGCCAAUGAUGUGGCUAAUGCCAUGGGGACUUCUGUGGGUUCAGGGGCUUUGACUCUAAGGCAGGCAGUGGUAACUGCUGCAGUUCUGGAGUUUUCGGGGGCCCUUUUGAUGGGAAAACAUGUAACUGGUACAAUACAGAAGGGAAUUCUUGUUGCUGAUGUUUUUCAAGGAAAGGAUACUUUGCUUUUGGCUGGUUUACUUUCUUCUUUGGCUGCUGCUGGUACUUGGCUACAGGUUGCAUCGUAUUAUGGUUUGCCUGUCUCAACCACUCACUGUAUAAUAGGAUCAAUGGUUGGCUUUGGUCUUAUCUAUGGGGGACGUGAUGCUGUAUUUUGGGGUUCAUUGGCAAGGGUGACUUCGUCGUGGCUCAUCUCACCUGUGACCGGAGCAGCAGUAUCAUUUCUUGUCUACAAAUGCAUCCGUAGGUUUGUUUACAGUGCUCCAAAUCCGGGACAAGCAGCUGCUGCUGCAGCACCAAUUGGGGUUUUCAUCGGUGUUACUGGAAUCUCUUUUAUAGCCUUUCCUCUAAGCAAAAUACUCUCUGUAGCUAUUGUCCAAGCUUUAGCACUGGGCACUGUUGGAGCUUUCCUCUUUGACAGAAUUAUCCGUAAACAGCUUGGUCACCUACUUGUAAAGUCGGUUUCAGCACAAUCAGAUCCAAAGGAGGACACCAUUCACCAGAAAAACAUUGGCUUACUUGCUGAAGUUGCAGGUCCAAAAGGCACUCAGCUAGAAAUAGUUUAUAAAGUCUUUGGAUACAUGCAAGUCCUAUCAGCAUGUUUCAUGUCAUUUGCUCAUGGUGGAAACGACGUGGCUAAUGCAAUAGGUCCAUUAGCCGGGGCAUUGUCUAUACUACAAGGCGGUACAAGUGGAGGUGAACUUAUUAUUCCAAUAGAUGUUAUUGCAUGGGGCGGAUUUGGGAUUGUGGCAGGGCUUAUGAUGUGGGGAUAUAGAGUGAUCGCCACAAUUGGGAAUAAGAUAACAGAACUAACUCCAACUAGAGGCUUUGCUGCUGAAUUUGCAGCCGCCUCUGUGGUUAUGUUUGCAUCGAAUCUUGGACUACCUAUCUCAGCAACUCACACUCUGGUUGGUGCAGUCAUGGGGGUGGGAUUUGCUAGGGGACUUAACAGCGUAAGAGCAGAAACCGUGAAAGAGAUUGUGACUUCCUGGGCAGUAACAAUUCCAGUUGGUGCUGUGCUAGCCAUCGUGUAUACAUGGAUCUUGAACAGGCUUUUAUCAUAUGUUCUGUGACUGUGAGUGUACAUAUUCAACAAAGUUAAAAGUUAUCAAUGCUUUAUGAUUUAUAUCGCUGAAAUUUUUUGAUUGA